GCAUUUGACAGUUCAUCUGUGACAGAUCGGCGCGGUACAGAUUUGAGCUUCUGUCAAGUCAUAAAAGUAUUGAAUAUUGGAAGACAUUAGUUUCCUGAAGCACUUUUUUAAUUCAUUAGCCAGUAUUAUUUACGUGAAUUUUCUUCAUAAAUAGAAAAUCGAGAAUGCCUCACAUAAUUUAUUUCUUUGUUUCACUAUGGUGUACAGUGAUUGCAAAAGAAUUGAUUUUGAAGAGUGCUAUGAUUGAACCGUACGGAAAUGGUUCUGAAUACCCUCCAUUCAAAGGCUGUCGGAAAAGAACACAAGUUCCUGAAACUAGCUCACUGCCAGAAUAUAAAGUUGAUCUAAUGAAAGAUCCAAUACACCGUUGGGAUGAAGUUAUUAAGGACAAAAAAUUUGCUAUGUUGCAGCUUUUACAAGGAAUCCGCAAUAAUACUGAUCAAUUAUUUGGCACCUCAGUAUUUCAUUUAGUAGAUCAAUACCUACCUCUUCUCACAGACACUUUACCAGAACCGUAUAAACAAGAGCUGCAAGGGGUGUCACAAAGUGCUAAUAUGUCUUUGGGAGACAUCACCCUGUUCAAUGUUUUUUAUGAGUUCUUUAGUUUAUGUACUUCCAUAUUGGCACAAGAUGAGAAUAAAAAUAUUCAUCAUGCUCGAAAUUUGGAUUUUGGUCUCUUUUUAGGCUGGGAUCCUGCUACAAAAAACUGGCUUACAACAGAACACCUUAAGCCUUUAGUAAUCAAAGUGGUUUUUGUAAAAGGCAAGACAAAAAUAUUUGAAGCAAUUAACUUUGCAGGGUAUAUUGGAAUUCUGACUGGAGUGAAGAAGGGUGCAUUUAGUUUGUCAGUAGAUGAACGAUUUCGACUGAAUGGUGGCUACAUUGGUUUGGCUGAAUGGAUUUUGGGACACCAUUCUCAACAAUGGAUGGGUCUCUUAACCAGACAAGUUAUGGAGCAAGCUGACUCGUACCUGCAAGCACAAAAAAUGUUGGCAAAACCACCAUUGGUAGCACCUGUGUAUUUUAUAUUAGGAAGUAGCCAGCCAGGAGAGGGUUGUAUUAUCACAAGAGAUCGAAAUAAAUUUGAUAUUUUAACACUUUCCCAAACUGGCUCGUGGUUUUUGGUCCAAACUAACUAUGAUCACUGGGAGCAGCCUCCUUUCUACGAUAAUCGACGCAUGCCUGCCCAAACAUGUCUGAAAUACUAUGGCCAAAAACAACUUGCUUCUGGUUUAUACAAUGUCCUCUCUACACGGCCGGUUCUCAAUAAGUUGACAAUCUACACUGCUCUCUUGGAUAUAAAGACUGGCUCAAUUAAGUCCUGGUUACGUUUCUGUAAUAACCCAUGUUGGCCUUGGUAGUUUCAUCAAUCGCCCAAGAAUAUUAGGCAUGGAGCAAAGAUUGCGAAGACAACAUGCAACACUGUGAUUUAUGACCCUGAUAAAUUUGAUGUCAGGUCACCUUUUACUGAGGUUACCGAUACUCAUAAAAUGAAUGUAUUGUACCCAAGAUCUUUGAAUAGUAUUUUCUACUUUGUUCAGAGCUUUGUAUAUUUAGAAUUGAAAGUUCUCCCUCUGAUGUUCCCCAUAAAACUAUUCACAACUCCUCUUCAGUUUCCCGAGAAACAAAUGAAUAAGAUAAGUAGACAGAACACAAGAAAAAAAAUGAAUGAAGACUGGUUAGCAUGGUAUUAAUCGGAUUGCUUAGCAGCCUGAGUUGUAAAUUCCCUUUGAAUUCAACAUACCUUAACUUGUAGAUUCUACCACCUCUAGAAUUUCAGGGAAAGUAAGGGUAUUAUUUUGAUGUUUGAAUAGAGAUUAGAAGCCCAUUUACCGAAGAAACAGUAAGACUGAAGACUAAAUGGACAAUUCCAAAUAACAUUUGGUAUUAUAUGAAUGUUACCACAUUAUACAGUUAUAAUUUUUAUCUAAUAAUGCAGAUUAGGUUAUAUAAAAUAUUAUACUUAUAACAUUACAGUGUCUUUAUUUGGCAAUAUUUCUCACUUCACUCCUGAACAUAAGUGUGCGCAGCCUAAACGGAGGGGAUUAAAUUUCUGAGCACCUCUGGAGCCCCUUUUACAUUUUUUUAGGAAAUAAAUAAAACAUUUAAGGAG
Molecule: messenger RNA, 2113 nt
Organism: Gryllus bimaculatus (two-spotted cricket)
Lineage: Eukaryota; Metazoa; Arthropoda; Insecta; Orthoptera; Gryllidae
Source: the annotation of a GenBank genome assembly